This is a messenger RNA of Bubalus bubalis (water buffalo), 4912 nucleotides long. It is a transcript of the gene PDZRN3, whose product is annotated as PDZ domain containing ring finger 3. Gene Ontology annotation, molecular function: protein binding; ubiquitin protein ligase activity; zinc ion binding. Gene Ontology annotation, cellular component: neuromuscular junction. Gene Ontology annotation, biological process: protein ubiquitination; neuromuscular junction development. The transcript has 11 exons. The coding region runs from base 581 to 3982 and encodes 1133 amino acids. Lineage: Eukaryota; Metazoa; Chordata; Mammalia; Artiodactyla; Bovidae. The record is from RefSeq and is a predicted model, not a curated record.
GGAAUGAAAUAAAUAAAUAAAGACCGUAAGUGCUGAAAUAGCAGACCCCAUACUAAAUCUCUCUGCAGUCAGCCACGGAAAGCGGAGGCCGCGGACUGGAGUCAGAAGUCGCAGUCUGGCCCGGACGGGGCUCCAGGGAAACGAGUCUGGGCGGCUGCAGCAUCAUUAGAGGCUAACUCUGAGGUUUCUCAGCUGGCAUUUUGUCUCUUGUAGCGAAAACUGCAAGACAGAGGAGUGGAGUUUCCCGAGAAGGGCUCAGGCUGGCGUCCUGGGCGGGCCAGUCCCCUCGGCGAGAUUCUGGGUCUUCCCACUUUCCUCCAGUUCCCUCCCUCUCUCCUCCCUUUUGCAUCGGGCGGGCGGGAGGCCGCCGAGGCAGAAUGGUCUUGCGCACGCGCUCGCGCAAUUACGGCCGAGGAGUUCUGUUCCUCGGGCAUUUUCCGAGGAAGUCUGGAGCAAUUAGGCUCAGUCCGGGGAGAGCCAGCGAGCGAGCGGGCGGCGCUGCCGGCGCGUCUGGGCUGCCUCGCUGGGAGGGAGGGGGCGGCCGGCCGCCCGGCGGCGACCCCGGGCCCCGGCCGCCACCAUGGGCUUCGAGCUGGACCGCUUCGACGGCGACGUGGACCCGGACCUGAAGUGCGCUCUGUGCCACAAGGUCCUGGAGGACCCGCUGACCACGCCGUGCGGCCACGUCUUCUGCGCCGGCUGUGUGCUGCCCUGGGUGGUACAGGAGGGCAGCUGCCCGGCGCGCUGCCGCGGUCGCCUCUCGGCCAAGGAGCUCAACCACGUCCUGCCGCUCAAGCGCCUCAUCCUCAAGCUGGACAUCAAGUGCGCGCACGCGGCGCGCGGCUGUGGCCAGGUGGUCAAGCUACAACAGCUGCCCGAGCACCUCGAGCGCUGCGACUUCGCGCCCGCGCGCUGCCGCCACGCGGGCUGCGGCCAGGUGCUGCUGAGGCGAGACGUGGAGGCGCACAUGCGCGACGCGUGCGACGCGCGGCCGGUGGGCCGCUGCCAGGAGGGCUGCGGGCUGCCCCUGACGCACGGCGAGCAGCGCGCCGGAGGCCACUGCUGUGCACGGGCCCUACGGGCGCACAACGCCGCGCUGCAGGCCCGCCUGGGCGCGCUGCACAAGGCGUUCAAGAAGGAGGCGCUGCGAGCCGGCAAGCGUGAGAAGUCCCUGGUGGCGCAGCUGGCCGCCGCACAGCUGGAGCUGCAGAUGACCGCCCUGCGCUACCAGAAGAAGUUCACCGAGUACAGCGCGCGCCUUGACUCGCUUAGCCGCUGCGUGGCCGCGCCGCCCGGCGGCAAGGGUGAAGAAACAAAAAGCCUGACUCUUGUCCUGCAUCGGGACUCUGGCUCCUUGGGAUUCAACAUCAUUGGUGGCCGGCCGUGUGUGUACCCAUCUUUGAAGGCCACUGAGAUAAAAGAAAGUGGACAGACCCAGGGAAACCUGGCCAAGGACAAAGACAGAGCUGAGGAGUGGCAGGACAUGGUCAGAAAGAGGCCAGAGAAGAAGAGGCGGGUUGUGAUUAAAUUCCCUUUGCUUUUGGCCAAAGCCACAGUUUCAACAACAAACGAGCAUGGUUUAUUGCAAGAAAAUGACAGCUUAAUAGACAACCAAGAUGGAUCGUCCAGUGAAGGAAUCUUUGUAUCCAAAAUAGUUGACAGCGGGCCCGCAGCCAAGGACGGAGGUCUGCAAAUUCACGACAGGAUUAUUGAGGUCAAUGGCAAAGACUUAUCCAGAGCAACUCAUGACCAGGCUGUGGAAGCCUUCAAGACAGCCAAGGAACCUAUCGUGGUCCAGGUGUUGAGGAGAACACCGCGGACCAAAAUGUUCACUCCUCCGUCAGAGUCACAGAUGGUGGACAUGGGAACACAGACAGACAUCACCUUUGAGCACAUCAUGGCCCUUAGCAAGAUGUCCUCGCCCACCCCACCUGUACUGGAUCCCUAUCUCUUGCCAGAGGAGCAUCCCUCAGCCCAUGAGUACUAUGAUCCAAAUGACUACAUCGCAGGCAUCCAUCAGGAGAUGGACAGGGAGGAGCUGGAGCUAGAGGAAGUGGAUCUCUACAGAAUGAACAGCCAGGACAAGCUGGGCCUCACGGUGUGCUACCGGACAGAUGAUGAAGAUGACAUUGGCAUCUAUAUAAGCGAGAUUGACCCUAACAGCAUCGCGGCCAAGGAUGGGCGCAUCCGAGAAGGAGACCGCAUUAUCCAGAUUAAUGGGAUAGAGGUACAGAACCGUGAAGAGGCUGUAGCUCUGCUAACCAGUGAAGAAAACAAGAACUUCUCAUUGCUAAUUGCCAGGCCCGAACUCCAGCUGGACGAGGGCUGGCUGGAUGACGACAGGAACGACUUUCUGGAUGACCUGCACAUGGACAUGCUGGAGGAGCAGCACCACCAGGCCAUGCAGUUCACGGCCAGCGUCCUGCAGCAGAAGAAGCACGAGGAAGACGGGGGAACCACAGACACGGCCACCAUCCUGUCCAACCAGCACGAGAAAGACAGCGGCGUGGGUCGGACGGACGAGAGCACACGCAAUGACGAGAGCUCGGAGCAGGAGAACAACGGCGACGAUGCCCCCGCGGCCUCCCCGCCGCUGGCUGGGCAGAGGAAGCUCACUUGCAGCCAGGACACCCUGGGCAGUGGCGACCUGCCCUUCAGCAACGAGUCCUUCAUCUCGGCCGACUGCGCCGACGCCGACUACCUGGGCAUCCCUGUGGACGAGUGCGAGCGCUUCCGCGAGCUGCUGGAGCUCAAGUGCCAGGUGAAGAGCGCUGGCCCCUAUAGCCUCUACUACCCUGGCAGCACCCUGGACGCCAGCAAGAGCGACCCCGAGAGCGUGGACAAGGAGCUAGAGCUGCUCAACGAGGAGCUGCGCAGCAUCGAGCUGGAGUGCCUCAGCAUCGUGCGCGCGCACAAGAUGCAGCAGCUCAAGGAGCAGUUCCGCGAGCCCUGGAUGCUUCACAACAGCGGCUUCCGCAACUACAACACCAGCGUGGACGUGCGCAGGCGCGAGCUCGCCGACAUCACCGAGCUGCCCGAGAAGUCCGACAAAGACAGCUCGAGUGCCUACAACACCGGCGAGAGCUGCCGCAGCACCCCACUCACCUUGGAGAUGUCCCCCGACAACUCCCUGCGGAGGGCGGCCGAGGGAGAAGGUGCCGCAGAAGCUUACGGGCCGUCCCCCAAGAACCUGCUCUCCAUCACGGAAGAUUCCGAGGGGGGCUCCCCGAACUACAGCCCUUCCCCUAAAGAGCUGGAUCCCAGCCCGGCUCCGGAGAACAAGGAGAGGAAGCCCGGCGAAGAAGGUGGUGGCGGCAGCGGGAGCCCCACCCCCGGCGCGAAGCUGGGAGGCUCGUACCUGCCGCCCUUCCCGCACUCGCCCUACAAGCACGCCCACAUCCCCGCGCACGCACAGCACUACCAGAGCUACAUGCAGCUGAUCCAGCAGAAGUCGGCCGUCGAGUACGCGCAGAGCCAGAUGAGCCUGGUGAGCAUGUGCAAGGACCUGAACUCAGCCAACCAGUCAGAGCCGAGGAUGGAGUGGAAGGUGAAGAUCCGCAGCGACGGCACGCGCUACAUCACCAAGCGCCCAGUGCGGGAUCGCCUGUUGCGGGAGCGCGCGCUCAAGAUCCGAGAAGAGCGCAGCGGCAUGACCACGGACGACGACGCGGUGAGCGAGCUGAAGAUGGGGCGCUACUGGAGCAAGGAGGAGAGGAAGCAGCACGUGGUGAAGGCCAAGGAGCAGAGGCGGCGGCGCGAGUUCAUGAUGCAGAGCCGGCUCGAUUGCCUGAAGGAGCAGCAGGGGGCCGACGACAGGAAGGAGAUGAAUAUCCUCGAACUCAGCCACAAAAAGAUGAUGAAGAAGAGGAAUAAAAAGAUAUUUGAUAACUGGAUGACAAUCCAAGAACUCUUAACCCACGGCGCAAAAUCGCCAGACGGCACUAGAGUAUACAAUUCAUUCCUCUCGGUGACUACUGUAUAAUUUUCACUUCUGCAUUAUGUACAUAAAAGAGAACACUACCAUUGGGGUAGCAAUUCCUGCCUCGUUCAAUGCGGCAAGUUUUUGUAUAUAAGAUAAAUCGCAACAUCAUGUUUAUAGUCUAAAUUAGCAAGCCCUACCACUCUGGGUGUCCUAGCUCUAUUUUAAGUGGAGAAAUACCACGCUUAACUACUAUCCUGGAAGGCAAUAUUAACCAAACAGCUUUUUUUUUCAAACAGCAAGGAUACUUUUUUACUUGUUACCUUUUACAUAAAAGUUUUUAAAUUUCAAAAAGAUCUUUUACUAAGCAUACCUUCACAGAAUAAUUUGUUUAAACUAUAUUCAUAUAAGAAAGUUAAACACGCUUUUUUCCUUUUCUGCUAAAAACACAGAUAUGACUGCUGGUAUGUAUUUUAAUGGAGCUCUAUUUUAUGUUACUUUGCUGAAUGUGUUUCAUAGGAGUGACCAUUAAUAUAUUAUUUAGGUCAAAGCUUCAACUCAAACCCACCAAACUCUGUGGUUAACUAUAUAUAACGCACAUAACCAAACCAGCGGUGUUUAGAAUUGGGAUACACAUUAAACAUUUUUCUGGUUAAAGUUCCCAACAGAGUGUAAAGGUUUUAACAGAAGGCAAAAUAUAAUGCAACUUUGUGGGAGUUUACAGCAUGUUUGCAAAUAUUGCAACUCAUUGGAGGACUUUGCAUGUACAGGAAAGUUGUGGACGGAGAAGGUUUGUGGAAUUUUAAGUGCUCAUUGUAGGAGAAACCUUUGCUUUGUAGAUUCAAAGGGAGACUUUUACAAGCAAACUCACAGAAUCAUGAUUAGUUAUAAACAAUUAAGUAAAUGAAGUUAAAAUAAAUUAUUAUUUUCUAUGUUUUGAAGUGUUCCUCAUUUUGCAGUGGUGCCUAUAAAAUAAAAGCCUUUUUUGCAGUG